This is a messenger RNA of Trichoderma harzianum CBS 226.95, 674 nucleotides long. RefSeq lists its product as hypothetical. The transcript is spliced from 4 exons. Bases 102 to 464 code for a protein of 120 amino acids. The record is from RefSeq and is a predicted model, not a curated record. NCBI's taxonomy places the organism in Eukaryota, Fungi, Ascomycota, Sordariomycetes, Hypocreales, Hypocreaceae.
AUCAACUCGGAACUUCCAUCUUACCGACUCCACCGCUGCGAUAUUUGACAAGCUCCUGAAAUCACCGCAUUCUUAGACAUUGUAUUGUACCGAUCGCCACGAUGAACACUGUUAAAUCUUUCUGGCUUGGAUGGGGCUCCCUUUGCGUUGCCGGUGGCGGUGCAUACUAUUUCGCCAAACAGCAAAUCCGGGCUGAUCGCCAAGCUAAACUCGAGGCGCACCACAAGAAAAUAGCGGCCAACAAGGCCCUGGAAUAUGAAGCGGCUGUGGCCUCUGGCAGUGCUGCAACGAGCAACGGUGGCCCUGCAAGGACUGACAAUGCCGGUUCGCCGAGCCAGGAAGCCAGCAGCGAUCCCGCGGCCACGAGGCAUGCGCCGGCGACAGAGUCUGAGCGUGUAACCGAGAAAAGUAAAUACGAGAGCGAUACGCCGUAUCGAGCUCGUAAAGGGGACAGAUUCAGCUAAAGAGACGAAGAACAAAGAAGAAAAGAGGAGCCUCGUUUGAUUGGGGUUUAUGCUGGGCAUCCAUGCUGGGCUUGUAUAUUAACUUCCAUGGUGUAAAAUAAUGCCCUUAUUAGCAGGGUUUGUAUAUAGUAUUCGCGCCGCGCACUGACGCAAAUCCAUUCUCCAAGCCCGGCUCAAUGAGACAAAGAAUGUUGGCAAUUGACAAAGAGA